UCAGUUGCGCGUGAUUCAUGAAAACACAGACAAGUAUGUGAACCUGGAAGCUGUUUUCCACCUUUGGAGCUUCAAAGCGUCAGAUUCUGUACCGUUGAUUUCGGAAUUUAAUCAGAUGUUUGGGAGUAAGAAACACAAUUUGGGAGUCCAACCGCGAAAGGCGGCCGCCUGAGGGCGGCGGAUCCGACGCCCCACCAAUCACAGCGCAGCCCCGGCUUAUAUAAGCCGUAGCCCGAGCCUGGCAGUACUGCGAACUCGCUCUUUGGAUUUUGGGUCUCUUUCUCUGGUAGCUCCUCCCAUCGCCAUGUCGGAAACCGCUCCUGCUGAGACGGCCGCCCCGGCGCCUGUAGAGAAGGCGCCAACAAAGAAGAAGGCGACCAAGAAGGCAGCGGGCGGGGCCGCCAAGCGUAAGGCUUCGGGCCCCCCGGUGUCCGAGCUCAUCACCAAGGCGGUGGCCGCCUCCAAGGAGCGCAGCGGCGUGUCGCUGGCCGCGCUCAAGAAGGCGCUGGCUGCCGCCGGCUACGACGUGGACAAGAACAACAGCCGCAUCAAGCUGGGUCUCAAGACCCUGGUGAGCAAGGGCACCCUGGUGCAGACUAAGGGCACCGGCGCUUCGGGCUCCUUCAAGCUCAACAAGAAGGCGGCCUCCGGCGAGACGAAGCCGAAACCCAAGAGGGCUGGCGCCGCCAAACCCAGGAAGCCCGCAGGGUCCACUCCCAAAAAGCCCAAGAAGGCCGCGGGGACAAAGAAAGCCGUGAAGAAGACCCCCAAGAAAGUAAAGAAGCCUGCUACCGCCGGUGUCAAAAAGGUGGCCAAGAGCCCCAAGAAGGCCAAGGCUGCUGCGAAGCCUAAGAAGGCCGCCAAGAGCCCAGCCAAGCCCAAGGCGGUUAAGCCUAAAGCGGCCAAACCCAAAGCCGCCAAGCCCAAAUCGGCAAAGCCCAAGGCCACCAAGGCCAAGAAGGCAGCUCCGAAAAAGAAGUAGGAAGCUGGUCUUUAAAAAGGCGACAAAACCCAAAGGCUCUUUUCAGAGCCACCCAGAGAUCUCUGGAAACAGCUGUGCACUACAGACACCUACAGCAGACCUGGGGGUGUUGACUUGACCAUUCACCAAGCAACCCACUACGAUUGUAGUUGUUUCGCUUUUAGGUAUCCUUGGUACUUAGACUGAAAGUGACAAGUAACCCAGUGUGACCACAGGGCUAAAGCCAUAGAUGGGUUAUUGCCAGCCCCUUCUGUAAAAACUAUCCGAAGAUCUCAUCUGUACUAAUAUUUUUUUAACUUUGAACACGUGCUUAUUUACAAAGGAACAUUUAAAAACCCCGCGCUACAUUCUGAUUUGUCAGUUUUCAGUUGAUGGGUAGG
Rhinolophus ferrumequinum (greater horseshoe bat) is the source of this 1362-nucleotide messenger RNA. RefSeq names its product H1.5 linker histone, cluster member (gene H1-5). The record is from RefSeq and is a predicted model, not a curated record. Gene Ontology annotation, biological process: nucleosome assembly. Gene Ontology annotation, cellular component: nucleosome. Lineage: Eukaryota; Metazoa; Chordata; Mammalia; Chiroptera; Rhinolophidae. Gene Ontology annotation, molecular function: structural constituent of chromatin; DNA binding. The coding region runs from base 305 to 982 and encodes 225 amino acids. The transcript has a single exon.